CUCUCACUCAAUGCACUGUAUGUGACAGAUUCAUUCAUUCUAAUUCUAUUAUAUUCUUUUCUAUACCAAAUAAAUACGUACUGUAUUACGCAGUCAUUUUCUCUCUUCGGACUAAGCAAAGCCAUUUGCAAAUUUCCAUCCAUUGGUUUCUGUUUUGUGUACUAUUAUACAUUCCAACUGUGCCGGCCAUGGUCGGCUUUUCGCAUUCACAUUAUUCUCUUUCAUUCUUUCUACCUUUUCUUUAUUUUGGAGAGUUAUACUUAUAAAAUAAACUUUGAAUAUCUACAAGGGUCCAUUAAUAUGGGCUGUGUUCAAGCCAAACCAUUAGAAUCUGAAGCUAACUAUAGAGGACUAGACAGGUUCAAGAUGGAAAAUGGGUAUGUUCCAAGUUCUGAUUUUGUUGCACACAGAAGAUCUACUGGUCAAAGUCAAAAAUAUGUUGCAAAGGGUAAGGAUAUUGAUCAUCAUGUACAUCAGAGACAACCCAGAAAGCAUAAAGUAGUUGAUGGCAAUAUUGGUGGUGCAAGAGGAAAGAGAGAUGGUGAGUUGAAAGAUAGUAAGAAGCAGUUGAAUAGGUGUUUUGAUGAUGAGAUGGUGGAUGGUUGGCCUAAAUGGUUGGUUGAUAAUGUUCCUUCUCAAGUGUUGGCUGGUGUUGUUGCCAAGAGUGCCGAAUCUUACAAAAUGAUUGAUAAGGUAGGACAAGGAACCUACAGCAAUGUUUAUAAAGCUCUAGAUCGAGACACCGGAGAUAUUGUGGCCCUCAAAAAGGUUCGCUUCAAUACAUCACAGCCUGAAAGCAUUAAAUUUAUGGCAAGAGAAAUAACUAUAUUACAGAGAUUGGAUCAUCCCAAUGUAGUAAAACUUAAAGGGUUAGCAACUUCAAGAAUGCAGUACAGCAUAUAUCUAGUUUUUGAUUUCAUGCCAACAGAUUUGUCAAGAAUUAUUUCUCGGCCUGGAGAAAGACUAACUGAACCACAGGUCAAAUGCUAUAUGCAUCAAUUGCUUUCAGGUCUUCAGCAUUGCCAUGAUAGAGGAAUUUUGCAUCGAGAUAUAAAAGGGUCAAAUCUUUUGAUUGAUAAAAAUGGGAUGCUUCAGAUUGCAGAUUUUGGACUUGCCAAUUAUUAUAGUCCAAAUCAAGAUCAGCCUCUCACAAACAGGGUUGUGACGCUAUGGUACAGAGCUCCUGAAUUGUUGUUAGGUUCCACCGAUUAUGGAGUUGGUAUUGAUCUAUGGAGUGUUGGAUGUCUCCUUGCAGAAAUGUUUAAAGGAAUUCCAAUCAUGCCUGGAAGAACAGAGGUUGAGCAACUUCAUAGAAUUUUUAGGUUAUGUGGCACACCGUCGCAAGAGUAUUGGAGAAAGCUGAAACUUUCUACAACUUUUGUACCUCUGAAGUCUUAUAGACCAAGUCUGGUAGAAACUUUCAAUGAUCUGCCCCCAUCUUCUUUAGGUCUUUUAUGUACUCUUCUUGCUUUGGAUCCUGCAUUCCGCGGUAGUGCGUCUAAAGCUCUUAAAAAUCCGUUUUUCUUUACAAGCCCAUUGGCUUGUGAUCUAUCUGGUCUGCCUGCAAUCUACAAAGAAGAAGAUGAGCAUACUCCAGCUAAAGAACAGAUAAAGUAUAUUAACUCUAAAAUCAGGCGUUCUCGUACAUUUAUGGAGCGUCGCAAGAAUUUAGCAUCUAAUAGGCCAAUAGAACAUACUGUAUCCUCAAAAGAGGUACUCAGAAAUAAUGCUGAGGCUGAAACUUAUGUUCCAAGUGAAGAACCAGGUAGUGCAACAAGUAGUACUUCAUCAAGUGUAAACCAAGCUGGAGUUGGGGACCACUCACCCCUAUUUCUCUCUCCAUUUCUUGGUUCUGAUCAAAAGCAACCCCACAAAAUCCAUAGUAGGCGUGCAAAUAUUGGUGAAAAAAACAUCAAGAACCUUCCUCCAUUAUCCAAGCCAAAACCAAAUGCAACCAAGAAAGAUGAUGGCAGAUACAGAACAGACCAGAUUUUCAGGUCCACUUCCACCAGAGAAUUUAGAAAAUUAAAAACAGAAGAACAUUUACUCUUUGAUUAGGCAAUCCAAGAUUAUGUAUACCUAAAAAAUUGAUUAUUUCAUUAUAUCAUUUGAUUUUAUGUAUUUUGAAAGUUACUCUACA
Medicago truncatula (barrel medic) is the source of this 2140-nucleotide messenger RNA. RefSeq names its product probable serine/threonine-protein kinase At1g54610. The coding region runs from base 301 to 2058 and encodes 585 amino acids. Gene Ontology annotation, biological process: positive regulation of transcription elongation by RNA polymerase II; protein phosphorylation. Gene Ontology annotation, cellular component: nucleus; cyclin-dependent protein kinase holoenzyme complex. Gene Ontology annotation, molecular function: RNA polymerase II CTD heptapeptide repeat kinase activity; ATP binding. The record is from RefSeq and is a predicted model, not a curated record. NCBI's taxonomy places the organism in Eukaryota, Viridiplantae, Streptophyta, Magnoliopsida, Fabales, Fabaceae. The transcript is spliced from 7 exons.